AUGGCGUCCGUUUUAAGGAAUACACGAACCUUACAGUGUUCGUUUCGUUUGUACAGAACAUUAGUUAGUAAGCGACCAGGGACCGUUAUUUUGCGCCGGGGACUUACAAAACUGGUUAUUCCGUUGCAUACCAGGCAAUUUCCGUGGAAAGCUGCGUUGGGCUCUGCAUUUUCUCUCGGAGCAGUGUGGUGUGUUGCAGCGUCCAGCCGGACUGUGAAUCCGAAUGAGGAGAAACUAUUGCGCGCGGCAAAAAUUGGAGACGUGGAUGAACUCAAGCGACUGCUGUCGACUGUUAAGGUCGAUCCGAAUUGCAGGCACCCACUGGGUUGGACUCCGUUACAUGUCGCAGCCAUUAAUGGAUACCACGAAUGCAUCGUAGCCCUUUUGAAUGCUGGCGCUGACAUUGAUGCAGGCGACGAAUUCAUCAAUGUUUAUCAGACGGCGCGUGAGAAGAACAUGAACUCCCUCGAGGUCCUGGUGACUCGCGAAGACGAGUUUAGCAAUCGGCUCAGCAACAGGGCAUCGUUUAGCGGUUGCACAGCGCUCCAUUACGCGAUCCUCGCCAAUGAUAUGGAAACCAUACGUACACUUCUUGAACGGGGAGCCAAUCCGGUGCAUGCGAACGACCAGGGACAUGUUCCGGCAGACUAUUCCCGCGACUUGGAAGUGAAGAAACUGCUUCAAGAGCACGCCGAUAGGUACAUGGAAAAAAAGAAAAAACUGGAAGCGGAGGAGAGACGUCGAUUUCCGCUGGAGCAACGGGUGAAGCAAGUGAUUGUUGGACAAGAAGGUGCAAUCGCAAUCGUGGCAGCGAGCAUUCGCAGGAAGGAACUGGGCUGGUUCGACGAGGAACAUCCCCUGGUCUUCCUGUUCCUGGGAUCGUCCGGUAUCGGAAAGACGGAACUGGCGAAGCAGAUCGCGGAAUACCUCCACGGCGGAAAAAAAGCGAAAGAGAGCAAGAAAGGGAGUCCGUUCAUCCGACUUGACAUGUCGGAGUACCAGGAGAAACACGAAGUUGCCAAGUUGAUCGGGUCCCCUCCUGGUUACAUUGGACAUGACGAAGGUGGCCAGCUGACCCAACGCCUGCGUGACUUUCCCAAUGCCGUUGUAUUGCUCGACGAGGUGGACAAAGCUCACCCGGACGUCCUGACUGUCCUGCUCCAGCUCUUCGACGAAGGUCGUUUGACGGACGGAAAAGGAAAAACUAUCGUCUGUAAGGACGCCAUCUUCGUGAUGACUUCCAAUCUCGCCAGCGACGAAAUUGCGGAACACGCUACAGACCUACGAAGAGAAGCCGAACGCAUUGCUCGACAGCGAAGGAUGGCGGCAGCCAGCGGACUGCCGGACGACAAGAUCGACGACAUCCCGGUCAGCAUACAGAACGAGUUCAAGGAACACGUCGUACGGCCGAUUUUGAAGCGUCACUUCAGGCGCGACGAGUUCCUGGGACGCAUAAACGAGAUAGUUUACUUCCUGCCAUUUUCGCGGCAGGAGUUGACAACACUGGUGACCAGAGAGUUGGAGAGCUGGAUGAGGCGAGCUAAGGAACGCCACGGAAUUGAGCUGACGUGGGAGAGGAGGGUGGUGGAAGUUUUAGCAGACGGCUACAACAUCCACUACGGAGCCCGUUCGGUCAAGCACGAGGUGGAAAGGCAGGUGGUGAAUCGGUUGGCGGAAGCGCACGAGAAGCAUCAGAUUGACACAGGCUGUGCCGUCCAUUUGGUUGUUGAGGACCCAGAUCAUGGUGAUGGAAAGCCUCGCGUAGCGCUGCUGAUAAAGCCCAAGUCAAAGAAAGGCCUCUCGCUGGACUUGCCGUUCAGUAACGACACACCCUUGAACUUGGAUGGUGUGUAACAGCAGUUUGUUUGAAGUGCAAAGUUGCAGUUGGACUGAUUUCAUAUGAAGGAUGAAAGGCUAUCUGUGGUUUUAUAUGGCAGAUGGACUUAGAGUUGGAUGGUAAAAUAAAUUGGUAAUUGGUAUGUAAAAAAGCCCAG
Ornithodoros turicata is the source of this 1994-nucleotide messenger RNA. Its product is annotated as mitochondrial disaggregase-like. Gene Ontology annotation, molecular function: protein binding; ATP binding; ATP hydrolysis activity. The record is from RefSeq and is a predicted model, not a curated record. Gene Ontology annotation, cellular component: cytoplasm; mitochondrion. The transcript has a single exon. Gene Ontology annotation, biological process: cellular response to heat. Lineage: Eukaryota; Metazoa; Arthropoda; Arachnida; Ixodida; Argasidae. Bases 1 to 1854 code for a protein of 617 amino acids.